Messenger RNA from Lachancea dasiensis, 981 nucleotides. The record is from the annotation of a GenBank genome assembly. Lineage: Eukaryota; Fungi; Ascomycota; Saccharomycetes; Saccharomycetales; Saccharomycetaceae.
AUGGCUCCAUCUAACAAAGAGCUCGCAAGCUUGAUUGUUGACUUUUUGUCUCGCGCUUCCGAAACGAAGCAAGUAUCUGAAGAAUACUUGGACUCUUUGAACGUAGCGGUGGACUGUAUAACUGAUGCAUUUGAGUUAGAGCAAGACUCCCUCCCAAGCACUUUGAAAAGCGCAUUCCAAGGUCGUCGCCUGGAGGACAUUGUGGAGAAUGCUAAUGCAGCUUCUGCUUCUGGCCCAGGUGAAAAUGUGGACGUCAACAUUCCGGUUGAAGACGCCGAUACUAAGGCCAGGGCUGAGGGUCUGAAGCUAGAAGGUAACAAAGCGAUGGCUGCUAAAGACUUCGAGCUAGCCAUUCAAAAAUAUUCCGAAGCCAUUCAAUCUCUUCCUUCUAAUGCAGUUUAUUUUGCCAAUAGAGCAGCAGCCCAUUCGUCUCUAAAAAACUAUUCUGAAGCGGUGCAGGACGCCGAGUCUGCUAUCAAGGUCAAUCCAUCGUACUCGAAGGGCUACUCUAGAUUAGGCUUUGCUCAAUAUGCCCUUGGUAAACCUGAAGAGGCUUUAGACGCUUACAAAAAGGUUUUAGAUAUUGAAGGCGAUAAAGCCACUGACGCUAUGAAGAGAGAUUACGACACAGCUCUCAAGAAGGUAGAGCAAUCGUUGGAUUUGGAGAGAAGUGCACCUAACGUAUCCACCGCUGAUAAUGCAGGCGGCUCUAACGCUGGUAGCGGCGGAUUCCCCGAUCUCUCCUCAAUGUUGGGUGGCGGUCUUGGCGGCCUACUGAACAAUCCUCAGGUCAUGCAAGCUGCGCAACAAAUGAUGCAAAACCCCAACGCACUUGGCGAAAUGAUGAAAAACCCUGCAGUCAGACAAAUGGCUGAGAAAUUUCAAUCUGGGAAUGGCGCUCCCAACAUGGCUGAUAUGAUGAAAGAUCCAGCUUUGAUGGAUAUGGCUAAGAACAUGUUCGGUGGUAGUGCUCCAAAAUAG